UAGAGCUAGUAAAUUCACGAGUUCUUAACAUUGUUGUGUGAAGUGAACAGUGUAUGUACAACUAAUCCUUAAAAUCAUCAUGAAAUUCGUUGCUCAAUCUCUUCAACAAUCUUGCAACCUAUUCAACAAGUUGAGCACAUCCAUAUUGUUUGUGAUGUUUCUUCUGAGAGUUUCCUACGAGGUAUCUGGGUCUAGGUUCCUUGUUAAGACACUACCAGGUUUCGAUGGUGAUCUUCCUUUAACACUUGAAACUGGUUACAUUGGGGUAGGAGCGUCUGAUGCCGUGCAACUAUUUUAUUACUUUGUUGAGUCUCAAGGGGACCCACAGAGCGACCCAAUCAUGCUUAUGCCCACAGGAGGGCCUGGUUGCUCCGGUCUAGUUAACCUUAUGUCUAAAUCAGGUCCAUUAAACAUCAACUAUUUAAAUUCCACUUGGGAGAAUCAAACACUCGAGAUAAAUUCUGACAGUUGGACAAAGGUGGCCAGCAUAAUAUAUCUUGAUUUACCUGCUGGGUGUGGAUUCUCUUAUGCAAAAACUCCUGAAGCUUACAUAACAAACGAUAUUUUUUCAGCGACACACGCAUACCAAUUUCUGAGAAAGUGGCUUGUGGAUCAUCCAAAAUUUCUCAACAAUCCAUUAUAUGUUGCUUCAAGUUCCUAUAGUGGUAUACCGGUGCCAAUAAUUGUUCACGAAAUAUAUAAAGGUAAUGAAGUUGGAGAAAUGCCAAAAAUUAAUAUCAAGGGAUAUUUGCUUGGUAAUCCUCUAACAGACAUAAAUGGUGACUACAAUUCAAAAAUCCCAUAUGCAUAUCGAAUGGCACUCCUAUCAGAUGCAAUCUACAAGUCAACUCAAGAAAAUUGCCAUGGGGAGUACUUUAAUGUAGAUCCCAACAACACUCUAUGUAUGCAUUAUCUUCAAGUGGUAAAUAAGUGUCUUGAGAGAAUUAACACUGAGCAUAUUUUGGAACCUCAAUGUGACGUUGCAAAUACCUUAAAUUCCAAUCUCUAUAGGAGGGGUUUAAGAUCUUUUGAGAAAAGAUAUAGGGAUAUUUGGACGUUACCUCAAGCUCAUAUACAACCAUGUGAGUUGGCCCAAGAAAACAUCAGACGUUACAUUCCUGCAUGGGCUAAUCGCAAUGACGUUCGAAAGGCUCUUCAUGUCUCUGAGGAACUUGAUGAUAUAGAAUGGGUGCGAUGCAAUGAAAGAAUGAAAUUUAACUUUCAUGAAACGGAAGACAUACCUUAUAAUCACAAUGUCCAAAGUAGUGUUCCCUAUCAUAGACUCCUUACUACCAGAAAUUGUCGCGCUCUUGUAUAUAGUGGAGAUCAUGACUUGCUUGUUCCAUAUUUGGGUACAUUGAAGUGGAUUGAAUCACUAAAUUUGUUAGUCACAGAUGAUUGGAGACCAUGGUUUUUUGACGAGCAAAUAGUCGGAUACACCAUGACAUACUCAAACCACGACUACAACUUGACGUUUACUACUAUAAAGGGAGAAGGUCACACACCUCAAGAGUACAAGCCGAAAGAACAUCUAAGCAUGAUUAGGAAAUGGCUUGCUAAUGAUGUCCUCUAAGAAACAUUUACUGUGUUUCAUGUUUCUUUCUUAUCUUAUAUGCAUCAUAGUUUUUAUGUUUAUACUCUAUAUAAGUCAAUUUCAACUAAUAAUGUAAUGUUUUUAUACUUUAAAUAAUGCAUCGCAGUCUGUAUGGUUGA
Lactuca sativa (garden lettuce) is the source of this 1713-nucleotide messenger RNA. Its product is annotated as serine carboxypeptidase-like 18. Gene Ontology annotation, biological process: proteolysis; secondary metabolic process. Gene Ontology annotation, molecular function: serine-type carboxypeptidase activity; acyltransferase activity, transferring groups other than amino-acyl groups. Lineage: Eukaryota; Viridiplantae; Streptophyta; Magnoliopsida; Asterales; Asteraceae. The record is from RefSeq and is a predicted model, not a curated record.